Prunus avium (sweet cherry) is the source of this 2475-nucleotide messenger RNA. Lineage: Eukaryota; Viridiplantae; Streptophyta; Magnoliopsida; Rosales; Rosaceae. The record is from RefSeq and is a predicted model, not a curated record.
AUGACAGACAAGGCCACUAAAGAGGAGGGGGCAACAGCCGUGAAGGAUUUGGUAGAAAGACUGCUGGAACAUUGGGCAGAGGAAUCCUUACGGCCAAAUUCACCAAUCAAUCUGAUCGAAUUCCUCCACGAAUCGGACGAGACGGAAGCUUUGACUUUGGACGACCUAGAAACGCUUAGGGUCAAGGAGGAAAUUGAACGGCUCCUUAAAGCCGGCUUCAUCCGAACGGCCCGGUACGUUGAGUGGUUGGCCAACAUUGUACCAGUUUUAAAGAGGACCGAGGCCCUAAGGGUUUGCACCGAUUACCGAAAUCUGAACCUCGCAACCCCCAAGGAUGAAUACCCCAUGCCUAUGUCAGACCUCUUGGUAGACGGAGCCGCAAAGCACGAACUCCUGUCUUUCAUGGACGGCCAUGCAGGUUACAACCAAAUUUUCGUGGCCGAAGAGGAUGUCCACAAAAUGGCGUUUAGGUGUCAAGGAGCAAUCGGAACCUAUGAAUGGGUAGUCAUGCCGUUCGGCCUAAAGAAUGCCGGCGCAACAUACCAACGAGCUAUGAACCUGAUUUUCCACGACCUUAUAGGCCGGACCGUGGAAGUCUACAUUGACGACGUCGUUGUAAAGUCCCCGUCCAAAGCCGACCACGUAGGACAUCUCCGACAAGCUUUCAACCGAAUGCAAGCACACGGCCUAAAAAUGAACCCCAAGAAAUGUGCAUUCAGCGUCACCGCCGGGAAUUUCCUCGGUUUCUUGAUCAUCUCCAAGACUGAUCUUAUCAAAUACAUGCUCACUCAGCCGAUUAUACGCGGCCGAAUUGGGAAGUGGACGAUGGCAUUGUCGGAAUUUACCUUUCAAUAUGUGGCUCAGAAAUCGGUCAAAGGUCAGGCAUUGGCCGAUUUCCUGGCUCAUCACCCGGCCCAGGGAAAGGAGGGAGAGUUGGAGGUCGAGAUCGGCAUGGCCCGCAUGGAAAAGAACUACUGGACCAUGUACUUCGACGGCUCCAGUACCGAGGCCAGGUUAGGGGCCGGAGUCGUGAUCGAAUCCCCUCAAGGGCAGAGAUGGCAGGUCGCUUUCCAACUCGACUUCAAGUGCACCAACAACCAGGCCGAAUACGAAGCACUCAUCAUCGGUCUCGAAAUCCUGAAAGAAAUAAAGGCAACCCGUGUUCUAGUCUACGGUGACUCUCAGUUGGUAAUUAAUCAGUUGACCGGGGAAUACCAAUGCACGAGCGAGAAUCUCACUAUGUAUUAUGUAACGGCCCUCAAUACGGCCGACGUAUUUUCUAGGAUUUCCUUUGUUCACGUACCACGCGCCGAAAACCAUGAGGCCAACGAGAUGGCCCAGGUGGCGUCAGUCGUGAACAUCCCGGGAAUCAAGAGGCGUACCCUACCGGCUUUGGCCGAACGCGGAAUGGCAACGCAAGUAUCUUCGGCCGAGAUUAGCGACGAGGUCAACACGGCCGAAGCCGACUGGCGCUACCCCAUAGUAAAAUAUUUGCGUGACCCUUCCGGCAGCCAUGAGAGGACUACACGUUUCCGAGCUCGGUGUUAUUUGAUUUAUCAGAACGAGUUGUAUCGAAAGGGAUCGGACGGCUUAUUACUCCUAUGUCCCAACGCCGAAGACAUCAAGAAUAUGCAAAAGGAUGUAUCAAAUGUCAAAUCUACGGCCCCAUACAAAGAGUACCGGCCGAAGCCCUCCACCCGGUUACCAAACCAUGGCCGUUCAGAGGAUGGGCCGUGGAUAUCAUUGGCAAAAUCCAUCCGGCCGAAUCCAACCAACAUGCAUGGAUUUUGGUGGCGACCGACUAUUUCACUAAAUGGGUCGAGGCCGAGUCCUAACGGCCCAGUUUUCGCGUCGACCGAGACUCGGGAAUACACCGAAAGGCUGGGGAUCAAAUUGGUCUACUCAACACCUUACUACCCUCAGUCUAACGGACAGGCCGAGGCAAGUAACAAGGUAAUCAAGGGCAUCCUUGACAAAAUGGUUGAGGAGAAACCUAGGGCAUGGCACGACUUACUCCCCGAAGCUCUUUGGGCUUACCGAAUCUCAAAGCGGUCGGCCACGGGCACAUCUCCUUACGCCUUAACCUACGGUCACGACGCCAUCGUUCCAAUGGAAUUAAAGGUUCGGUCUCUCCAUGUGGCUGAACAGCCUGGACAAGAGGGGAAGGAUUAUGCGCAGGCCAUGGCUCAGGAGUUGGAAGAUUUGGAGCAAUCCAGACUCGAUGCUUAUAACCUAAUGCAGGCACAGAAGCAGAUUUCGGCGAGGGCUUACAACAAAAAGGUCAAGCAAAAAACCUUCGCCGAAGGCGACCUAGUUUGGCGAGCCGUGCUCCCUAUCAGGACAAAGGACCCUCGGUUCGGCAAAUUUUCACCCAAUUGGGAAGGGCCGUUCAUUAUCGAACGAAUUCUUGGCCGAGGGGCAUUUCAGUUAAAAGACAGGGAUGGAGAGUGGCACAACUUACCGAUCAACGGCUAG